AUGAAGCUACGCUCAAAGCUAGUUUGCUUUACUUUCAUCGCCCUGCUCCUCUACCUCAUGUUGUCGGGCUCUCAGACUCUGACGAGGUCCGCCUCAAGCGCUGUAUCGCAUGGUAGCGACCGAGGAGGAAAUGAACCUUCGGCGCAUCAUCUCAAGGCCAAAACUACCCCUGUCUCUGUCUUCAUUGGCAUCUUCUCGACCCCAGAACGCAGCGACCGACGUCAACUCUUGCGAAACGUCUAUAGUCGAGUGAGACGAACAGGCUUGUCUCAAUCUCAAGACACCCUCGUGUUCAAGCACAUCAUUGCUAGACCUGAUUCCAACGUGUCAUCGGAUGCCUUGGCCGCGGAGCAAGCAGAACACAACGAUUUGCUCUUUCUCGAUUGCAACGAAGGCGCGGAGGGAGGCAAGACCUGGUACUAUUUCGCCGCGCUGGGAAAGAAACCGCAUAUCGCUGACCACGUCGAAGGAUACGAUGACCCGCAGACCAAGUUUGACUUUGUUAUGAAGCUAGAUGAUGACACCUACCUCAAUCUGCCACGCUUUUUGGACGCCAUCAGACUCUUCCAGGGGACGCCAGAAGUAUACUUUGGGCGGAUUUGCAACCUCCCCAUCAUGCCGUCUGGAUUUCAUCAUUUCCCUUAUCAUUGUGGCUUGGGCUAUGCCUUGUCGACUGAUUUGUGUCAAUGGCUGUCCGAGACGUACGAUGAAUCGCCUCCCAUUAAAUAUCUGUCUGCUGAGGAUGUUGAGACUGCAGGUUGGCUGAGAGAUGGUGGAAAGCUGUUCGGAUUUGCUGCUAUACCUCAAUCGCAAAUGUACUCCUUCUGGGAUCGAAUGCCAGCCCACCUUCGCCAUAAGGAUUGGUAUCAAAAGAUGACGCCUGAAAAUAUGCAGUACACAGUCGAUCAUCUCAACAAACGGGACAUUGCGAUCCACGGCUUGAAGGAUGAAGAAUUUAUGAUUGCAGUCGCUGAUUGGUUUCAUCAACUUGAAAGACAGAUGCAGUGA
Molecule: messenger RNA, 1008 nt
Organism: Protomyces lactucae-debilis
Lineage: Eukaryota; Fungi; Ascomycota; Taphrinomycetes; Taphrinales; Protomycetaceae
Exons: 1
Coding region: 1-1008 (335 amino acids)
Cellular component (GO): membrane
Molecular function (GO): hexosyltransferase activity
Source: RefSeq, a predicted model, not a curated record